ACGUCAGAGCCGUGUUUUGGGCGAAACUGCGGCACAUGUCCAUGUCCCCUGUUCAAAGGAGCCAGAGGAUUACCCGGUGCUUUAGGGAAAGAUGGCCUUCAAGGACCACCUGGUUCUCCUGGUAUCCCAGGGCUUCCUGGAGAGAAAGGACAUCGUGGAUAUGAAGGAAUCCCUGGCGUGUCUGGUCCAAUGGGAGAAAGUGGUCCUCAAGGAAUAAAAGGACAUCAUGGACUUCCAGGAGUCUUUGGUCUUCCUGGACUUGGGGGCCUUCCUGGUCUUCCAGGAUUAGAUGGCUGUAAAGGAUCCAAAGGUGACCCAGGAUUCCCUGGCCUUUACGGCCUUGAUGGCCCUCAUGGACCAGCUGGACCAAAAGGACAAAAAGGAGCCAAAGGCGACCCUGUACACAGAGCACUUUCCUCUCCUGGUCAACCUGGUAUCACUGGACCUCCUGGUUAUCCUGGACCACCAGGACCUAAAGGAGCUUAUGGCCCACAAGGUCCCCCAGGGGAAACUGGACCUCCUGGACUACCAGUAAGAAAUUAGUUCUGACCUCCAGUCUGUUUGAUGCUGUAAUAGCUUCAUUUAUAUAUGUAUCAAUUUGUGACAUCCUGAGUCAGGGGCGAGGCGUGAGUGAGGAAAUCCAAAAGCCUCCACUUGCAGAAAUGCACACAAAGACGGGAGCAAG
Molecule: messenger RNA, 685 nt
Organism: Electrophorus electricus (electric eel)
Lineage: Eukaryota; Metazoa; Chordata; Actinopteri; Gymnotiformes; Gymnotidae
Source: RefSeq, a predicted model, not a curated record